Messenger RNA from Arabis nemorensis, 1857 nucleotides. NCBI's taxonomy places the organism in Eukaryota, Viridiplantae, Streptophyta, Magnoliopsida, Brassicales, Brassicaceae. The record is from the annotation of a GenBank genome assembly.
AUGUUUUACUCUCAUCAGCUUCUAGCUCGAAAAGCUCCGUUGGGUCAGAUAUGGAUGGCUGCUACAUUACAUGCGAAGAUCAAUCGGAAGAAACUGGACCAACUCGAUAUCAUUCAAAUCUGCGAAGAGAUUUUGAAUCCGUCGGUUCCAAUGGCUCUCAGACUCUCCGGGAUUCUUAUGGGUGGGGUUGUGAUUGUUUAUGAGAGGAAAGUGAAGCUCCUAUUAGAUGACGUAACUCGCCUUCGGGUUGAGAUUAAUGGAGCUUGGCGAACAAAGCCUGUUCAGGAUCCUACUUUACUACCUAAAGGAAAAACCCAUGCCAGGAAAGAGGCUGUUACGUUGCCUGAGAACGAAGAAGCUGAUUUUGGAGAUAUUGAACAAACUCGUAACAUUCCAAAAUUUCCCAAUUUCAUGGAAUUUCAGCAGACUUAUAUUUCCAUGCGGUUAGAUGAACCAAAUGUCAACAAUAAUCCAGAACAAGAAGAUCUUGGACAGCAUUUCCAUCAAGCUGAUGCCGAUAAUAUCACACUCUUUGAGUACCAUGGCUCAUACCAGACUAACACUGAGACGUAUGAUCGUUUUGAAAGAUUUGAUAUCGAAGGAGAUGAUGAAACUCAGAUGAACUUGAAUCCAAGAGAAGGCACUGAAAUACCUCCAACUCUCAUCCCAUCACCACCUCGUCAUCAUGACAUUCCUGAAGGAGGGAAUGCCACAAGCCCUCAGCGCCAGGAACAACAAGAGCAUGGUAAGGACGUAUUUACUGAGCAGAUGGAGGAACAAAACAUACCGGAUAGAGAGGAACCCGAUAGACCACGACCAACAAAAAGAAGAGCAAGAAAGCCAGCUAGUUUAGAGAUGGAUUAUGAGCAGACUAUUAUCGCUGGUCCUGAAUACCAAUCAUGGCUCCAGGAUACUUCUAAUAUUCUCUUGAGGGGAAAAAAGAGAAAGGCUCGAGGAACCGCCACCCCACGUGUGGAGAUAUCUAAACGUAUCCAUAUGCCACCUACACAACUCUUUGAGGAGCAUGUGGACAUUUCUUACCCGCCUCAGCUUUACGAGCUUUGGUCAAAAAGCACUCAAAUUCUGCAAACCUCAACAUCUGAAACUCGACGUCCUGAAUUCUGCGCGGAACAAUCUCCAGGGUUUGUUCAGGAGGGAAUGCAUAACCACCAUCAAACAGAUCACCAUCAGGGCAGUGACAGAAGCUCACAAAGUCUUGGUAGUCCCGCAGAAAGACUCCGGAACACUCUUGCUGGAAAAGAUGGUUCAAUAGAAGGCUUGCUGGCUGGAUCCCGAGGAAGGCCUGAAAAUAGUAACCGCCAGGCUGCUGAUAUUAGCGUUACGCCAUUCUAUUCUGGAGACGAUGUGAGAUCCAUGCCUAGCACACCAUCCGCUCGUGGAGCAGCUUCAAUUAACAUAGAGAUCAACUCUAACAGUCGCAGGACGAGUAGGAAAAGGCCACAUUCCUCACCAAGAAGAGGACUGGAACCAGUAGCGGAAGACAGACCGUGGGAGCACCGUGCUUAUGACUUUGAGUUUUCAAUGAUACCUGAAAAGGGCUUCACAGCCGAUAACGAAGUACUAAUGGAAACUGGACCUACACAGACUCAAAAGCCAGUGACCACUCACUCAGAAGAGAAGAUAACAGAUAGCAUCAAAAGUCAGCUCAAGACACACUUUGAAACACCUGGAGCUGCUCAAGUGGAAUCUCUUAACAAACUCGCUUUUGGAAUGAACAGAAACGCUGCAGCUCAACUCUUCUACCAAUCAUGUGUGUUAGCGACUCGCGGAAUGAUAAAGGUGAACCAAGCACAGCCUUAUGGGGACAUUCUCAUUGCAAGAGGACCCAAAAUGUAA